Messenger RNA from Pristis pectinata (smalltooth sawfish), 4409 nucleotides. Its product is annotated as thrombospondin-3-like. The record is from RefSeq and is a predicted model, not a curated record. Gene Ontology annotation, biological process: cell adhesion. NCBI's taxonomy places the organism in Eukaryota, Metazoa, Chordata, Chondrichthyes, Rhinopristiformes, Pristidae. Gene Ontology annotation, molecular function: calcium ion binding. Gene Ontology annotation, cellular component: extracellular region.
CGGCGGCACAGGGGCCAGAGUCGGGGAGUGAAGCCGCCGAGCGCCGUCUGUUCUCCGCCUGCCCGCCCAUGGCUCCCGCUCCCCCUCUGAUGCCCCUGUGGCUCCUGGUGUUCGUCGGCGCGGCGGCUAGCCGGGAAUGGCAGGUGAUCGAUUUCAUGUCCGUGCGCAACGUGUUGCAGGAGGCUGCGGCGGUGGAGAAGCUGGCCACGGAGAUCCUGACGGUGGACGAACUCUCUCUGGCGUCCACGUUCAAAUUACCUCCCGGACAGGAUGCCGUUCUGCUGGGCUUCUACGCCAAGGGAGACAACUCCCUAUACUUGGAGGUGAUGGGAAAGAUGAACGGAGUGCGCGUCCAGUACCUGAGGGAAGAUGGGAAGAGCCAGUCUGUGAGCCUGCAGAACGCAGAACUGGCCGAUGGGAAAUCUCACUCCAUCAUCCUGAGGUUCAGUGAGCUGCAGAGCAGCCAGACCAACGUGGAGCUGUACGUUGACUGUCGACGGGUGGACUCCAGCUCUGACCUCCCGCCCAUGGCCACCAUCCCCACCGAGGCAUCCGACACGGUCCAGGUGCGAGCUGAUGAGGCAUUCGGACGGCAGCAGGGCUCAUUGGAGGAGCUGAAGCUGAUUCUCGGAGGGACGUUGACCCAGGUUGGAGCACUGCAGGGUUGCCCGCUUCAGGGUGAUGACACGCUAAGGAGCAGGGCGAUCGAUCUCAUAGCCGCACGCAGUCUGAUGCAGGAGGCACCGGCGCUGGAGAAACUGGCCGCGCAGAUCCCGUCGGUGAACGAGCUCACCCUGCUGUCUACGUUCAGCCUCCCGCCCGGACAGAGCGGGAUCCUGGUGGGCGUUUACGACAAGAGCAACAGCACGCGGUACCUGGAGGUGUCCGUGAAGGGAAAGAUCCACAGAGUGCUUCUCCGCUACCUGAGGGAAGACGGGAAGACCCAGUCCGUGAGCCUGCAGAACGCAGAGCUGGCCGACGGGAAGUCUCACUCCAUCGUCCUGAGGUUCAGUGGACUGCAGCAGGGCCGGCUCACCGUGGAGCUGUACGUUGACUGCCGAAGGGUGGACUCCAGUGUGGGCCUUCCAGCCAUGGUCAACAUCCCCUCCGCAGCAGCCAAUAUGAUCCACACCAGGACCAGUAAGACGUUCACACAGCCGCAGGGUUCAUUGGAAGAGCUGAAGCUGAUUCUCGGAGGGACAUUCAGCCAGGCCGGAGCACUGCAGGACUGUCUGCUUCAGGGCGAUGACACGCUGAGGAACACAGUGGUCGAUUUUAUGUCCGUGCGCAACGUGAUGCAGGAGGCUACCGCAGUGGAGAAGCUGGCCACGGAGAUCUUGACGGUGGACGAGCUCUUCCUGGUGUCCACGUUCCACUUGCCGCCGGCGCAGGGUGGCAUCCUGCUGGGCUUCUACGCCAAGAGCGACAACUCGCGCUACCUGGAGGUGUCCGUGAUGGGAAAGAUCAACAGAGUGCUUCUCCGCUACCUGAGGGAAGAUGGGAAGACCCAUUCUGUGAGCCUGCAGAACGCGCGGCUGGCUGAUGGGAAGUCUCACUCCAUCAUCCUGAGGUUCAGCGGGCUGCAGACCAACCGGCUCACUGCAGAACUGUACGUUGACUGCCAACGGGUGGACUCCAGUGCGGGGCUUCCAGCCGUGGCCCCCAUCCCCUCCGAGGCGACGGGCACCGUCCACACCAGGACCAGCAAAGUAUUCGGGCGGCAGCAGGGCUCACUGGAGGAGCUGAAGCUGAUUUUCGGAGGGACGCUGACCCAGGUUGGAGCACUGCAGGGUUGCCUGCUUCAGGGCGAUGACACGCUAAAGAACACAGUGAAUGAUGCAAAUUCCAUCUUGGGUGACCAGUUGAAGGCCCUGGUCAGUCAGUUGUCCCUUUUCAACCAGGCUCUCCGCGACUUGAGGCAGGACAUCAGGGAGCAGGUGAAGGAAAUGUCGCUGAUCCGGAACACCAUCCUGGAAUGUCAAGUCUGCGGCUUCCACGAACAUCGCUCCAAGUGCGAUCCCAACCCUUGCUUCGAAAGCGUGGCAUGUAUGGAAACGUACGAGUACCCAGGUUACCGCUGUGGACCGUGUCCCGAGGGUUUCGUGGGGAACGGCUCACACUGCACUGACAUUGACGAGUGCGCCUUUGCCAACCCUUGCUUCUCCGGAUCCAAAUGCAUAAACGCAGUACCGGGAUUCCGGUGCGAGCAGUGUCCCACGGGAUACAGGGGUAACAUCGUCGCCGGUGUGGGAGUGGACAGUGCAAAGACCAUGAAACAGGUCUGCCUGGAUAUCGAUGAAUGCAACGACGGCAACAAUGGAGGCUGCACGACCAACUCGGUCUGCACAAACACCGUGGGCUCCUUCGAGUGCGGUCCCUGCCGGAUUGGGUUUGUUGGGAACCAGACUGUGGGCUGCCUUCAGCUGAAGUCCUGCAGCAGCGCCAGCGUCAACCCGUGCGAUGUGAACGCUCAGUGCACCAUUGAGAGGAAUGGAGAAGCUUCCUGCCAUUGCAAAGUCGGCUGGGCUGGCAAUGGCUACGUGUGUGGCCCAGACACAGACAUCGACGGUUACCCUGACCGUGACCUGCCCUGCAUCGACAACCACCGUCACUGCAAUAAGGAUAACUGCCAGUACACACCGAACUCUGGGCAGGAGGAUGCAGACAAGGACGGCGUGGGAGAUCAGUGCGACGACGACGCGGAUGGAGACGGCAUCAAGAACGUGCAGGAUAACUGCCGACUGGUCCCACAACAAGGACCAGCAGAGACUCCGACCACGGAUUCGUUGGGGGACGCCUGUGACCACUGUCCCAACGUUCCCAACAACAGUCAGAGGGACACGGACAACAACGGGGAGGGGGACGCCUGUGACACUGACAUUGAUGGAGAUGGAAUUCCCAACAGCUUGGAUAACUGUGGAGCCGUCCCGAACCCUCUGCAGACGGACCGGGAUGGAGAUGGAGUCGGCGACGCGUGCGACAGCUGUCCCGAAAUGAGUAACCCCACCCAGACAGACGCAGACGAUGACCUUGUUGGUGAUGCAUGUGACAGUAAUCAGGACAGCGAUGGCGACGGGCACCAGGACUCCAAGGACAACUGCCCGGAGACUCCCAACAGCUCCCAGCUGGACUCGGACAAUGAUGGCCUGGGCGACGAGUGCGACGAGGACGACGACAACGACGGGAUUCCGGACUACGGAGCAUUGGGGCCAGACAACUGCCGUCUGAUCGCCAACCCCAACCAGAAGGACUCUGAUGGUAAUGGGGUUGGCGACGUCUGUGAGAACGACUUUGAUAACGACACAGUGUUUGACGAGUUCGACGUGUGUCCUGAGAGUGCGGAGGUCACCCUGACUGACUUCCGGGCCUAUCAGACGGUUGUCCUGGACCCCGAAGGUGAUGCACAGAUUGACCCCAACUGGGUGGUCCUAAACCAGGGGAUGGAGAUCGUGCAGACAAUGAACAGUGACCCUGGAUUAGCUGUCGGGUACACGGCCUUCAAUGGGGUGGACUUCGAGGGCACCUUCCACGUCAACACGGUGACCGACGACGACUACGCCGGCUUUAUCUUCGGCUACCAGGACAGCUCCAGCUUCUAUGUGGUGAUGUGGAAGCAGACGGAACAGACGUACUGGCAGCCCACCCCGUUCCGAGCAGUGGCUGAGCCGGCCCUUCAACUCAAGGCGGUGAAGUCAAAGAGCGGCCCCGGGGAGCACUUACGGAACGCACUGUGGAAUACCGAGUCCACCCCCGACCAGGUGACCCUGCUGUGGAAGGACCCCCGCGACGCUGGCUGGAAGGACAAGACCUCAUACCGCUGGCACCUGGUACACCGGCCACAGGUGGGCUACAUCAGAGUGAAGCUGUAUGAAGGGCCCAACCUUGUGGCUGAUUCCGGUGUCACGAUUGACACGACCAUGCGCGGGGGGCGCCUCGGGGUCUUCUGCUUCUCCCAGGAGAACAUCAUCUGGUCCAACCUGCGCUACAGAUGUAACGACACGAUUCCUGACGACUUUGAGCCAUUUCGCAAGCUCUUGCAACUCGGACUGUGAGCAGCCCGGAGAGAAUGGGGAGGCUGACGCCGUCAAGGAUCCGUGUACGAGAGCAGAGAAGCCCGCCUCAAGAACAGAUUAUCAAAACACUAAAAUCAUUUAUAAGAAGAUAACAGGACCGUUUGGGUUCACAAAGGAUCCGGUAACAAUUGGCCUGGACUCGUGGGUGAAGCAGAGACUUGACCUGUCCCCACCUCAGGACAUCCCACACUGCCAGUGAGGACUUUAGCUGUGUGGUCACUGCUGUAAUGUAGGAAACACGACAGCCUGUUCGCUCCUACACAGAAGAAUGUGAUGAUGUUAUUGAGUGGGUAAUAAAUCCAGUCCCAGGAGAGUGGGGUGAGAGGCUCCUCUCGA